AACCAACAACAUCAACUUCAACUCCAAUUCAAAGUCUACAUAAAUCCUCUCCCCAUCCUAUCUUACGCGUUUGAUCUCUUCAAUAACUAUAAAAAAAAAUCUUCAUUACAGACAUCAAUCAAGAACCUUUCUACUCCCGUCAUCCCCCAUUAGUCAACUCAAAGAAAAUUUCACCUUCCCUUUUUCUUUCUUUAUAAACCCUCUUGUAUUUCACUCAAUUCAUUCAACAUUCUUCUAAGGUGGUAUAUUAAGUCGUCGCAAAUUUCCAUUUGUUUCGUAAUCAAACUUGUAAACUCUUGUAAGAUUCAAUAUGUUUGGGCUCAAGAAACCUCAUUUCCAUCACCGAAUUGCCAAAACCAACUCAGUUGACCCCGGAUUCCCUGGUCAAAAUACUACAAAUCCAUUUGAUUCAGAUGAUGAGUUGGACAAAAAGUCAACCCUAAACCAGGCGAAAAGGACUUCAUCUGAACCUUCUGUGUUGACCCAAGAUUCCAGAGCUGCUCUGUUUGAUGAUGAUGAGGUUAAGGGAUCAGGGUACAAAGUUAGUUACACCGCAAGAAACAAAUACAAGAAUGAUUUUGUUGAUUCUGGUGGAUUGGAAAACCAAGAUGUGCAAGAAUUAGAGCAUUAUGCUGCUUAUAAAGCUGAAGAGACGACAAAAACUGUUAACAGUGCCUUAAAGAUUGCAGAAAACAUACGUGAAGAUGCCACCAAGACUAUCAUUACUUUGCAUCAACAGGGCGAGCAGAUCACUAGGACUCACAUGACUGCAGCUGAUAUUGAUCAGGAUCUUAGCAGGGGUGAGAAACUUUUGGGAAGCCUUGGAGGAAUCUUUUCUAGGACCUGGAAGCCUAAGAAGGGUCAUGCAAUAAAAGGGCCAGAGACCACCAGAGAUGAUCCUGCACAACGAAAGGGUGCCCAUUUGGAACAAAGAGAAAAACUCGGACUUACGACAACUCCAACUAAGGGACAGUGGCAUUCAAGAACACCACCCCCUGAACCCACAAAUGCAAUGCAGAAAGUUGAGUACGAGAAAACAAAGCAAGACGAUGCUCUCUCUGACUUGAGUAACAUACUUGGUGAACUCAAAGAAAUGGCUGUCGACAUGGGAUCAGAAAUUGAAAGGCAAAACAAAGCUCUUAAUCCUCUUGAAGAUGAUGCUGAUGAGCUCAUUUCCAGAUUAAGAGGUGCUAACCUACGUACUCGACGUUUACUUGGAAAGUAGAUUGAAUAGGCAUCCCCAAUUCAUGAUUUGUACUUGGACAAUUGCUAUUAUUUUGUUCUUUGUCUCUAUGAUGUUGAUAAGUCGUUAGUGAUAAACAUUCGCAUUCAGAAUUAUGCCAUUGGGAUUUUCUUAUUA
Messenger RNA from Erigeron canadensis, 1360 nucleotides. Its product is annotated as SNAP25 homologous protein SNAP33-like. The transcript has 6 exons. Gene Ontology annotation, molecular function: SNAP receptor activity. Bases 311 to 1225 code for a protein of 304 amino acids. Gene Ontology annotation, cellular component: plasma membrane; SNARE complex. The record is from RefSeq and is a predicted model, not a curated record. Lineage: Eukaryota; Viridiplantae; Streptophyta; Magnoliopsida; Asterales; Asteraceae.